Molecule: messenger RNA, 2768 nt
Organism: Hydractinia symbiolongicarpus
Lineage: Eukaryota; Metazoa; Cnidaria; Hydrozoa; Anthoathecata; Hydractiniidae
Exons: 2
Coding region: 1554-2465 (303 amino acids)
Source: RefSeq, a predicted model, not a curated record
AGAUGCCUGGGACAAGUCUAUAAAUACCGUUCCAAUAAGCUUGCCUUUGUUUGCCUCCAUGCGAAUAUUAUCGGUGAACAUAGCAGAGGUAAGCUCUGUCGGUCUUCAGAUAACAAGUUUUCAGACUCAAGGUGUUAAAUGGGCUAAGCAUGGACUGUUCUUUUAAGAAUCUUGGAAAGUAUAGGUAACACCAAAAUUGAUCGAUAAUUGUCUGGAUAGCUGGCACUAGCGGUUUUAAAUAUUGGUGUAACCUUUUCUUUUUUCCAAACGCAUGGUACUGUGUUCCUCCUGAGUGAUAAGUUAACAGGAUGUGUCAGAGGCUUGUAGAAGGUUUUCGCACAGUCUUUCAGCAUGUUUGGAGGUAGAGCAUCUAGACCGGGAGCCUUUUUUCGUUUCAGCUGUUUUAACUGAUUCAGAAUAGAUUAUUCUGAGACAGUUUCAAUGUUCUUGGUAGAGUGUAGGUCUCGCCAAACAAAAUCCCGAAAUUGGAUGGCUUUCGACUUAAGUGAAUGAAUUACUUUUACAUAAUGUUCAGAAAAACGUUCGACCCGGUACUUUUUUAAAAUCUCCGGAUGAUGUGGCAUUGUGUGAGGCUUUUGAAGGAAAGAUCUUUUUAAUGAUUCUUCAGAAACCUUUAGGGUUGUUACGAUUUUUGGCUAGUAGAUUUUUUUUGAAUCUGCUUUUCGCAUAUUUCUUCAAAUUGUUACAAUGGUUACGGAGUGUCUUAUGAUUUUUUCAGUUAUUUUCGUCCUUCAUACGGCAUGCUUAACAUAGUGCUUUGUCACGGUUGUUCUGUGCAGCUUUCGUAUCUUUGUCGAGCCAAGGACAAUGCCUUCCUUUAACUCACUUGUCAAUGAAUGGUAAAGGUUUGUUAAAUGUCUCAUUUAAGGUAGUAUUGAGAUUCUUUACAGCUUUCACUUCACUUAAUGGUAAACACAAGACCAAUCUUUCUGUCGAAGUUCAUUGUUUACAUCAAUAAGGUUAUACUAUGAGUAAUCCUGAAUACGAAUAGUAACUACAUACAGUAACUACACUACAUACGAAGUUUAAGUCCAUAAAUGCGUGAUGCUAAUAUAGAAACAACCAACGCAAUCACUUGUGGAUGCGAAAUACGAAAUUAGCAAGCGGAAUUAAGGCUGUCAUGAUGAUGUCAUUAUUUUCUACACGAACUUUAUGACGUCACCUUUGACGCCCUGUUUUAAUAUAUUUUUCUAUAAUUGUAGUGUUUUCUAGUAACACAGAUUUUGUUUUGAAAUCUGUUAGGAUAUAUAUAUAUUGUUGGAGGUCAUGAUUUCAAUUUCUGCUUUUUAUAUUUCAAGAAAAGUCAGUUUUUAUGCUGCUGCAAAAGACAAUAGAAAUAGUGAAAGUUUGUGUGCGUACAUAAUAAACCACCCUUUCCCUCCUUGACUGUACGUAAUUUGAUUGAUUAUCUCCCUGGCUGUCAGACAUGUUUAAUAAAUUUUCUUGUUUGUUAAAUAAGUUUUUAUAUUUUCCAUAUUGUUUUUAUAUAUAGCCUCUGACUGAAACAGCUUUUGCAUGCAAAAAAUUGAAAAAUGACUGACACCUCUGUUAAAAUAGAAGUUGUUGAAAGUUACCUUGCUGAGCAAGCAGAUGAAAUUGGAGAUGUUAGAGCAAGCAAAAACAAAAAAGAACUUAAUGUUGCGCUGCAAGAAAACAAUAUUUCCACUAACCAAGCAUGUACCAAUGCAAAUCCUACCAAAAAUUUAAUUCGAGAAAAUGGAAUUUGUAUUGAACAAAACAAUAUGCGCAAUUCAGAUGUUUGUAUCAACGAAGGAGAAAACGCAGAACAGAGAGAUGAUACGAGAUCCUUAGAUUCUUUUAAUGACUCCUUAAAUAACACUCCACUCCACAUAGGACAAUCUAAAACGCUCGAUACCUUAUAUUUUUCUAAUCAAGGCACCUGCGAUGAAGAGCAAUACAAUUCAGUAUUAUUACUUUGUGCGAAUCACGUUAAACGCAUUUCCAAUUUACCGGUCACCGAUAAUUUAUCCAUCUUAACAAAUGACAGCGUUGUGGUCUCAAAUAAUGACAGUAAUUGUGAAAUUAUUAUAUCAGAAGAAAUAGCUGAUAGAACUCGUAAUGAGAUAAUAUUCAGUAACAAAGAUAUCUCAACUUACAACAGUUCAUUUUUAAAAGUCUCAGGUUCAGAUAACGCUUGUCAUUCGUCUACUAUCGAUGACUCUUUACCUCCGUCUUAUAAAUCUCUUGUGGAAAACAUUUUGAUAGAUUCCCCACCAGACUAUGAAACAGUUACGGGGGUACAUGUGAACAUAGAAGAGGUGUUGAAAGAGAAAGUAGCGAAGAGAAGAAAUGGACGGAACAUGAGAAGUGAACAUACACGAAGCUGUUCAGAAUUUGGUCAGCUACCAAAAUAUUUUCUUUGUGGAGCUGCUCUCCUUCUUCUUGGUUUUGUCAUCAUUUUCACACAAAUUUCUCUGUCAUGAGGCACAAAAAGAUGAUUCUCUAAUUCGCUUUGUUCAACGGAGAAUAGUUUCAUCGGAGAAGAUGUUUCUCGGCGCGUUAAGAAGAUGAAUUAAUGUUGAAGUAUCCGUGUCGUCUUAUAAAUGUGAGUUUUUAACCUGUUUAUUAGCUUCAACUGUGCUUGAAGAAAUAAAAUAAAGUUUUUUUAUUGACAGUAAUUUAAGUACGGUGGCCACAAAUACUUCCAAUAAUUGUGCAAGGAACGUACGUAUGAUUGUACAUGAUGUAUGAAUCAUUAAUUCUUCUUAAAUAAUUGAAGUUUAAAA